Molecule: messenger RNA, 2385 nt
Organism: Trichomonas vaginalis G3
Lineage: Eukaryota; Parabasalia; Trichomonadida; Trichomonadidae
Product: cAMP biosynthetic process
Exons: 1
Coding region: 1-2385 (794 amino acids)
Biological process (GO): protein dephosphorylation
Molecular function (GO): protein serine/threonine phosphatase activity; protein binding
Source: RefSeq, a predicted model, not a curated record
AUGAGUUCGAAGGCCAUCUUCAACCCAUCGAAUAGCUUCGUUUUAUCUGAUCUCCCAAAUGAUAUUACUGAAUCUAAAGUUAUGGACAUCUAUGGAGACAGUAAACCAAAACUAGUGAAGCUGCUUUAUCUCACACCACAAAUUUUCACGAACAGAGCAGUUCUUGUCCAUGAAAAUAUGGAUAAAGCUAAUGAUUUUUCAGCGCGAUAUCUAGGACCACAUACUGCAGGAACAGAUUACACAUUAUAUUAUUCAAUUCAACCCUUUAAUUAUUCCGAUGAUCCUCCUCCAGGUGAAAUUCCCACCAGACAACAGAUUGAUGAUGAUGGAGCCAAUCAAAGUCCAUUUCUCCCUGGAAAUUGCAUCAAAGAUUGGUUGAAGUUAGAGUCGAUUCCAAAUUUGCCUAAAGUUACCAAGUUCAUGUGGUUACGCUUUAAUCGUAUUGUACGUCUCGAUAAAGCAUUUGAACGUGUAACAAACUUGAACUUAAAAGGCAACGAAUUAGAGGAAAUAGCUCCAGGAAUCACUUUUCCAGUGAUGAGAGUUUGCAACUUAUCACUCAACAAACUCAAGCACUUUACUAAUUUUCAAACUUUUUGCCCUAAGAUUGAAGAUUUAAAUCUAUCUUACAAUCAACUCAUAGACAUCGAUCCAUCAAUUGCCGACGCAACUACCUUAGAAAAUCUUGACCUUUCGCAUAAUCAAAUCGAAGAAUUACCGAAAUUACCUCCAUCAUUAACAAAACUCUUUGCGCACUUCAACAAAAUUACCAAAUGCGAUACAUCUGUUAUACCUAAAUUCGAAGAAGUAACCAUUUGGGACAAUCUUUUGACCGAAAUUCCAGAAUAUUUGCGGGGCCAUGUAGGAAAUUGCACAAUUGCCCAUAACAGACUGACUUCUUUUGAUGCUUCCUGGACAAUAUACGGAAUUACGAUGCUGGAUAUUAGCUCAAUGGAACUUGAAUCGAUUAAUGGAGAUAUAUUUAAACUUCCUAAGCUGAAUCAGCUCAUUUUGUUCAAUAACAAGCUUAAGUCAUUACCUCAAGAACUUACAUACAAUACUAGCUUACUUUUCCUUGACAUAUCUCAAAAUCCAUUCGAUCCAGAAGAAAUUCCACAGAUUCCGUUCCAAUUACAGUACUUCCGCUGCAAUUUCUGUGGCAUUGAAGAGCUUUCCGAUAUCAUUCCUAAUCCAAACUGUCUUCAAUCUCUUCAUGCUAUUGGAAAUGAGCUUUACAACCUUCCUGUCUUACCAGAAAUCACCGAAUUAAUCGUAGCAAAGAACAACCUCAUGGAUCUUCCUCUCAUUAACGCCAACGUUCUCGUUCCAGUCACAAUAGACGCAUCUCACAACCAAAUCUCAUCAAUUAUUCCAUACGCAUCACCAUUUAUUACUCUCGACCUUUCAUACAACAACCUUACCUCUAUUCCUCCCUCACUUUUCCAGUUUAAAUCCCAUAUUAAAUUAACAGGAAACCAGAUAUCUCAAGUCUUCAACAAAGACUCAAUUGGCUCUCUCACGGGCCUCGAUAUUUUCCGUACGAAUUCCAGCUUCGAAGGCUCUACGACCCCAAUUUCGAUAUUCGAACUUGUAACUCGGCUCGAAAACGAUUCACAAGUGGCCAACGACACCAAACAUCUUUUCUUCAGCGGCGAAAACAUCGGUUACUCGGAAAUGAUUGGCCGUAGACCUAACAUGGAAGAUGCAAUUGUAAUAAGAGAGAACUUCAGAGAGAAAUUGCACAUUGCGGCUGUUUUCGAUGGACACAGUGGGCAUUCCGUAGCACGUUCUUGCGCUGCAUCCCUCCCAGAUCUCCUUAGAAACGACGAAACAAUUAAUUCUGAUGCAAUUAAAAAGCAUUUGGACCACAUAAACCACGUAUUACUUAGUAGUAAUGACCUCGCCGGUUCAACAAUGCAGUUCGCAAUAAUAGAUAUGAAUAACAACCACUUGACAAUAAUGCAACUCGGUGAUUCUCGUUCUGUAGUUUACAAAAAUGACGGGCGUGUCACUUUUUACACUCAAGAGAUGCGACCAGAGCGUCGCAGCGAGUUAGCCAGGCUCAGGGAAGACAGGAUCCGUCUUAAACGUCUAAGAACAGGCGGAAUGCUCGCAUGUUCAACGAGUAUUGGCGAUUUCCAAGUGAAAGGAAUUUCUCAUGAGCCGGAAGUCAUCGAGAUGGACAUAAGUGAUGAUGACAGAUGGAUUGUGAUCGCAUGCGACGGUCUUUGGGAUGAUGUAAACAACGAAAGCGCUGCAAAGAUUUUGUUGGAUUCAGAGUCACCUCACGUUGCUGCGACAUUGUUGAGAGAUUUGGCUUUCCAGAGAGGAAGUGAGGACAAUAUAUCUGUGAUUGUUGUUGAUUUGGACCUUCUUAGGAACUAA